Molecule: messenger RNA, 2064 nt
Organism: Nerophis lumbriciformis (worm pipefish)
Lineage: Eukaryota; Metazoa; Chordata; Actinopteri; Syngnathiformes; Syngnathidae
Source: RefSeq, a predicted model, not a curated record
AUGGGUCCCGGAAUGGAAGCGGCCGACAUCGCGGUGGUGGCGCUGUACUUUGUUCUGGUGCUGGCCAUCGGCUUUUUGGCCAUGUGGAAAGCCAACCGCGGCACGGUGAGCGGCUACUUCCUGGCCGGCCGCUCCAUGACCUGGGCGGUGGUCGGCGCCUCGCUCUUCGUCAGCAACAUCGGCAGCGAGCACUUCAUCGGGCUGGCCGGCUCGGGCGCGGCCAGCGGUUUCGCCGUGGGCGCCUGGGAGUUCAACGCCCUGCUGCUGCUGCAGCUCCUGGGCUGGGUCUUCAUCCCCGUCUACAUCCACUCGGGCGUCUUCACCAUGCCCGAGUACCUGGCCAAGCGCUUCGGCGGCGAGCGCCUGAAGGUCUACUUCGCCUUCCUGUCGGUGCUGCUCUACGUCUUCACCAAGCUGUCGGUGGACCUCUACGCCGGCGCGCUCUUCAUCCAGGAGUCGCUGGGCUGGAACCUCUACCUGUCCAUCGUCCUGCUCAUCGCCAUGACCGCCUUGCUCACCAUCACCGGCGGCCUGGUGGCCGUCCUCUACACGGACGCGCUUCAGGCCGUGCUGAUGAUCGGCGGGGCCUUGACGCUGACCGUCAUCAGCCUGCUCAAAGUGGGCGGCCUGGAAGGCGUCAAGACCAAGUACAUGCAGGCCGUCCCCAACGUGACCGCCAUCCUGGCCGCCGGCAACUACACUUACUCGCCCUCGUGCCGCAUCCACCCCAAAGCCGACUCGCUGCGCAUCCUCCGCGGCCCCCUGGACGAGGACAUCCCCUGGCCGGGCUUCGUCCUGGGCCAGACCACCGCCUCCAUCUGGUACUGGUGCGCCGACCAGGUGAUCGUGCAGCGGGUUCUGGCCGCCAAGAACAUCGCUCACGCCAAGGGCUCCACGCUGAUGGCGGGGAUCCUGAAGAUCUUACCAAUGUUCGUCAUCGUCAUCCCGGGCAUGAUCUCCCGCAUCCUCUUCGCCGACGAAAUCGCCUGCAUCGGGCCCGAGCACUGCCUGGACGUGUGCGGCUCGCGGGCCGGCUGCUCCAACAUCGCCUACCCGCGCCUGGUCAUGGCCGUCAUGCCGGUGGGACUGCGCGGCCUGAUGAUGGCGGUGAUGAUCGCCGCCCUGAUGAGCGACCUGGACUCCAUCUUCAACAGCGCCAGCACCAUCUUCACGCUGGACAUCUACCGCACCUUCCGCAAGAAGGCGUCCCAGCGCGAGCUACUGGUGGUGGGCCGCCUCUUCGUGGUAGUCAUGGUGGCCGUCAGCAUCGCCUGGGUUCCCGUCAUCAUCGAGAUGCAGGGGGGACAGACCUACCUGUACAUCCAGGAGGUGGCCGGCUACCUGACGCCGCCCGUGGCCGCCCUCUUCCUAUUGGGGGUCUUCUGGAAGCGCUGCAACGAGACGGGGGCCUUUUGGGGAGGCGUGACCGGUUUCGUCCUGGGUUCGGCGCGGCUGGUCCUGGCUUUCGCCUACCGCCGACCCCGCUGCGACCAGCCCGACGACCGGCCCGCUUUCCUGGUAAACAUCCACUACAUGUACGUGGCGGCCGCCCUCUUCUGGAUCUCCGGGGGCGUGGCGGUGGCGGUCAGCCUGCUGACGCCCCCGCCCGACGAGGAGCAGAUCCGCACCACCACCGUGUGGGGCCUACGCUUUGUGGAGAAGCUGCCCGAGAAGCAAAAAGAGCGCGAGCAGACGUACGGGCUGACCGAGAAGGGCCGCGCCGAGCCCGGGAAGGAGCGCUGCCCGGACGGCGCCGACCUCAAGCUGCUGGUCCCGCCCGGCGAGCCGGGGAGCCCCGGCAGUGAGCCGUCCGACCCCGCCGAGCGCUACGGGCGGGCGGACGACGAGCGGCACCAGGCGGGCCGCUGCGUGCGCGCGCUGGACUGGUUCUGCGGCUUCAAGGAGCCCUCGCAAGACGCGCGGCCGCCCAGGGCGCCGCGGGACGAGGCGCGGGCGGUGGCCGAGAUGCUGCACGAGCCCCCGCGGGUCAAACUCCUGCUCAAUCUGGGAUUGCUCGCCGUCUGCUCGGUGGGCGUUUUCAUGUUCGUCCUUUUCUCGCUGUAG